AUGAGUACAAAUACAGCUAUUGCUGAAGAAGCAGCUUCAGUGUUCUCUGUCAAAAAUAAAUCUAAUGAAGAGAUUAUUGAUAUGUAUCGUAAAUAUCAAACUGAACUUGAUGAAUUACAAAAACGUCCAGAACAGGAACUUAGUGAAGAAGAUAAAAAAAGAAAAAAAUUAGUAGAAGCAAUCAUAAAAUUUCUACAGCCACAUUAUGAAAAAGCGAUCAAUUCUCAAUAA
Rotaria sp. Silwood2 is the source of this 231-nucleotide messenger RNA. NCBI's taxonomy places the organism in Eukaryota, Metazoa, Rotifera, Eurotatoria, Philodinida, Philodinidae. The record is from the annotation of a GenBank genome assembly.